Tuber melanosporum (Perigord truffle) is the source of this 2640-nucleotide messenger RNA. RefSeq lists its product as uncharacterized. Lineage: Eukaryota; Fungi; Ascomycota; Pezizomycetes; Pezizales; Tuberaceae. Bases 1 to 2640 code for a protein of 879 amino acids. The transcript has 6 exons. The record is from RefSeq and is a predicted model, not a curated record.
AUGGGGAUCAGGCACUACUUUCGCGCAAAGCCAUCCAACGGCAAGGCUCCCGCGCGAGAUCCAGCUGCAGCUUCCCAGGCUGAUCAUGCCGCUGAACUCAGGCCGCCAUUGUUCCCGGCUUCGGGCUCCGAAACCGCUUCUGGCGAAGCAUCUUCCAGAUCCUCAGCUAUUAUGGUUGAUGACAUAAAGCAUGAGGUUAUGGUUAGCUAUUUGUACCAGCAACAGUCAAGCCAGCUCUGGGUCAACCCUAACCCUCCACCUGGUCGAUCAAACGAGAAUGAGGGCGUUUUGCUGAGGAAGAGUAAAGGGCAAUAUAUGGCUUGCCCGGCCUCAUUGUCAAAUAGUCUUUUUGCCGAGGCUUGCUCAGUGUUGAAUGUCCACGUUGCUAUGACUGUUAGUUCCAGGGUCAUCAAAACAUUUCUCCAAUGGUCUCCUGAGGCGGUAGACGUCCCCCUCAUGAACGGUCUACGUAUUCAGAUCGUCCCGACAAUUGCGGAUCUUCCGAGAGCGAGGAAGCUCCAGUUCGCUGCAUUCGUAGCUAGAGAGGCCAUACUCGUGGUCUGGGAUGACGAUCCGCUCAACAUUGUUGCCCGUGCAAAGUCCAUUGAGAAUGAGUUGAUGGCACUGGUGUGGAAGACGCCAGAAGUCGAGGAGGAAGAGUUGGCGAAGACAGAGUUGGCCGCUAAUGUGGUGGAGGUUAUCGAUGAGGAAUCUGGAAAAGUCUCUGGAUAUUGGGAGAGGCGCCCGACAAAUUUGCUGAAUACCAUCUUGGUCGCGUUCACCCUAGCGCUCAUCAUAACUACUCUAGGAGCUGGGUAUAGGCAGAUUGGAAUUGAGGUUGCGGUCGAUGGGAAUAUGUUGAGACUUGCUUUCGUCGCCCUGACACCGAUUCAGAUAUUCUUCACCCUGUUCUUCGGUCAGGUCAUCAUAGGGUGUACCGCUCAGUGUAUAGGCCCGGUAUCUCAGUUGACCUAUAACUCCAAGUACUAUUCUGCGAGGCCCCCCCCACGUCUACGCUCUGGGCCACUCCCCCACAUUACUAUCCAGUGCCCUGUGUAUAAGGAGGGUCUUUCCGGGGUUAUCGCUCCAACAAUAAAGUCCAUCAAACAGGCCAUCAGUACGUACGAGCUCCAGGGUGGCACCGCCAAUAUCUUGAUCAACGACGAUGGGCUGCAGCUUUACAAAGAUGAAGAUCAGCACCUUCGGAAGGAGAGGAUCGACUUCUAUGCGGACCAUAACAUUGGUUGGGUUGCCAGGCCCCCACACGGGAAAGGUGGUUUCCAGAGAAAGGGUAAAUUCAAGAAGGCAUCCAACAUGAACUUCGCCCUCAUGAUAUCUUGUAAAGUCGAGGAUAAACUCGCAUUAAUUGAACGGAAUGAAAGUUGGACUCAAGCCAAAGAAGCUCAAGCUUAUGAGAAUUGCUUGAAGGAAGUUUUGGACGAAGAUGGACGCGCUUGGGCGGAUGGUAACAUCCGUGUUGGAGACUACAUCUUGCUCGUCGAUUCUGAUACCCGGGUACCUCCUGAUUGUCUACUUGAUGCUGCUUCUGAGAUGGAGCAAUCUCCCGAGGUCGGAAUCAUGCAAUACUCCUCAGGCGUCAUGCAAGUUGUACACAACUAUUUCGAAAACGGAAUCACUUUCUUCACCAAUCUGAUUUACACUGCUAUUCGCUAUACUGUUGCCAACGGCGAUGUGGCUCCUUUUGUGGGACAUAAUGCUAUUCUUCGAUGGUCUGCUAUUCAACAGGUUUCCUACAAAGAUGAGGAUGGGUAUGAGAAAUUUUGGUCUGAAUCACACGUGUCCGAGGAUUUCGAUAUGUCUCUGCGAUUGCAAGUCAACGGAUACACUAUCAGACUUGCUGCUUACACUGGUGAAGGGUUCAAAGAGGGUGUCUCUCUUACUGUGUAUGAUGAACUGGCGCGUUGGGAAAAGUAUGCCUAUGGAUGCAAUGAACUUUUGUUUCAUCCCUUGCGAUUCUGGCCUAUCCGUGGACCCUUCACUCCUUUGUUUCGCAAAUUCUUGUUCUCGAACAUCCGUAUGACGUCCAAAAUUACCAUCAUCUCUUACAUUGGAACAUACUACGCUAUUGGCGCCGCAUGGAUCAUGACGACCGCCAAUUACUUUGCGAUUGGCUGGUAUAAUGGAUAUCUCGACAAGUAUUACAUCGACUCCUGGAAGGUGUGGUUUUCGAUUGUCAUUGUGUUCAAUCUUUUCGGAAACGUGGCGCUGGCAGUUAUGAGGUAUCGUGUUGGCGAAAAACCCUUCUUCUCAUCUUUGCUCGAAAACUUUAAGUGGGUCUUCCUCCUUGGCAUAUUCCUUGGCGGUCUCUCCCUACACGUUUCCCAGGCACUCCUUUCCCACAUGUUUGAAAUCAACAUGGUCUGGGGAGCGACUGCCAAGGAAAUCGAGUUCUCCAACUUCUUUAUCGAAGUUCCCAAAGUUAUGAAGCGUUUCAAAUUUUCGUUCGCCUUCUCGAUUUUAGCAAUUGUGGCAAUGAUCGUGCUCGCCACUGCUUCCUUCGUUCCCCAUAGUUGGGUCAUCAAGGAUUUUGUCGCCAUCUUGCCUAUGGCAACUGUGGCGGGCAGUCAUCUGCUGCUGCCCAUCGCAUUGAACCCUGCAUUGAUGACAUUCCAGUGGUAG